UAUAUAAUUAUAUAUAUAAUAAAGCAACAUGUUGCUGAAGAUACAUAUACUCAGCCGUGUGCACGAACGCUGCUUGAGCACAAGCUUGCCGGCAGCACAAUCUUUUCGCAAAUGGUAUCAACAGCUCUGGACAACGGAACGCACCAAUUUGCCGCCUUACGACCACUUUACACAGGUAGGUGAUCCAGUGCUGCGUGGACAUGCCGCUGAUGUGCCUACCGACUAUGUAAAAAGCAAAGAAGUGUCUGAAAUUGUUGAGCAAAUGGUUAAAGUGUUGCGCAAGUACAAUUGUGUGGGCAUUGCAGCGCCACAGAUUGGCAUCUCACUGCGUAUCAUAGCCAUGGAGUUUAAGCAGAGCAUACAAAAGGAGCUGCCCGAGGCCACAUACAAGGCGCGCCGCAUGACUGAGCUGCCACUGACUGUGUUUAUAAAUCCGCAAUUGAGCGUCACCAACUACACCAAGCACAAGCAUCCUGAGGGCUGCAUGAGUGUGCGUGGCUACUCCGCUGAAGUGGAACGCUAUGAAGCUGUUAAGCUAAGCGGCUUAAACCAGGAAGGCUUGCCUACAGAGCUGGAGCUCAGCGGCUGGAAUGCACGCAUUGCGCAACAUGAAAUGGAUCAUUUGGAUGGCAAGCUGUAUAUAGAUCAUAUGGACACCUCCACUUUCAUAUGCACCUGCUGGGAAACAGUCAACACCAAGUCGGGACGCGUGGAAAUUCCCUUUUAUAAAUAGUUUGUUAGCUUUAGAAUUUGUUAUGUUUACAGUAAAAUGCUUUUAUUUAAAAUUGUCUGUAGUGAGGCACGCUUUAAAUGCAUUGU
Drosophila busckii is the source of this 819-nucleotide messenger RNA. Its product is annotated as peptide deformylase, mitochondrial. Gene Ontology annotation, molecular function: peptide deformylase activity. The record is from RefSeq and is a predicted model, not a curated record. The transcript has 2 exons. Gene Ontology annotation, biological process: N-terminal protein amino acid modification; peptidyl-methionine modification. Bases 29 to 733 code for a protein of 234 amino acids. Gene Ontology annotation, cellular component: mitochondrion. Lineage: Eukaryota; Metazoa; Arthropoda; Insecta; Diptera; Drosophilidae.